Messenger RNA from Macadamia integrifolia, 1138 nucleotides. RefSeq lists its product as uncharacterized. The record is from RefSeq and is a predicted model, not a curated record. The transcript has 2 exons. The coding region runs from base 103 to 855 and encodes 250 amino acids. Lineage: Eukaryota; Viridiplantae; Streptophyta; Magnoliopsida; Proteales; Proteaceae.
CUUCUGUAUUGUUUCCUUUAGCGAUGGGAUGAUGAAAAAGAGAGAGCCAGAGUUCUUGCAGAAAAGCACAGAAGGGGCACAGCAGCAAGGCGUCUUAGAGCGAUGAAGAUUGCACAAUCUGCAAAUCGAGGUAGCAAGCGCAGGAGACAAUCCUACCGUGCAGGAUCUCCAAAGAGGAGGAGAAGCCAAGAAUUUGUACCUUCAACUGAAACCAAAAGGCGCAAAUGCAUUGAUUCCCAUGGAAAGGCUCCACUACAUAAACAGGAAAAAACAGAGAGAGUUCGUAAGGCAAAACUACAUACACAAGCAAAAACAAAAACAGUUCCUAAGGCAAUGAUUCCUAAAUUAUCCUUGAGAAACCUGCAAGAUAAAGUUCCCAUGUUUCAUGCUUACACCCAAAAUGGAGAUCCCCAGACACAGUUAUGGUCACAAAUGCAAUACAGACCUAGAAAUUCUCAGUUUAUGGGUCAUGAAAGUGGAGGGCCAUGCCAUGUUUCCAAUUACAAGGCAGGCCCUGCUCCAGAUGCAUUGAGAUUGGCACCUUUCAGGCCUUAUACAAAUCCAAUGGUGGCACCUGCUUUGAGGCAUCAAGAAUACAAUCAGAGGACCAAUGGCUUUCCUACAUAUGCAGAUUCUGUGUAUCAACUUGGUGCGAGGAACGUAAACCAUUUUGUGGACCAAGGGAGUACUUAUAUCCAAAACAUUAUGGGAGCUGAGAUCUAUAGAGGACAAAGGAGUUGUUUCUUGCAUUGUUCUAUGCCAGGUUGUGGAGACCUGGGAGCUAAUGGCUGUGUUGUUUCUUCAUGUUGGAAAUGCUGCAGGAGGACAGGGAGGAAAUGCUUGAGACACCAAUGAAAUCCCCCCAUUAUAGUUCUGAUUUCGUCUGCCCUUUUUUUUCACACUCCUGGUUUGGAGGAGAGGGUUGGUGGGGUCGGGGUCGGGGUCGGGGUCGGGGAUGGGGAUGGGGAUGGGUUCACAUAAUAUAUGGGAGGAAAUGUGGAAUUUAAUGAACUACUUGAUUCAAGAUGUAAGAUAAUGUGCAUCUUUUGAAUGUGCACUUUCUUUGCACACACCCAUUUUGGGUCAGGAGGUAGUCCUUUUCAUUACUAGAAUUCAAGAGCUUACAGAUUUCUAUUAA